Molecule: messenger RNA, 1817 nt
Organism: Aphanomyces invadans
Lineage: Eukaryota; Oomycota; Saprolegniomycetes; Saprolegniales; Verrucalvaceae
Exons: 5
Coding region: 20-1621 (533 amino acids)
Source: RefSeq, a predicted model, not a curated record
CGUCCGUGGAGAAAGCGACAUGCCAAUCGUCGGCGGAGGCACCGAAGCGAUGAAGUGCCGAGAGUACAUCGAUGUGGCGGUGUCCAUGGUGCAGGACGCCAUUGACCACCGCAAAGAUUGGAUGGAGGAUGCACGCCACGACCAUGGGGGGUGGAAACUUACCGUGAACAAGCGCAACAUGCAAGUUUUUCGCCAUCGCAGCACUCCAACCCUCGGCAACGCCAACAUGAUCAGGAACAGUCACCAAACUGCUUCAUCGCAAGGUGGCGACUCUAGCUCGCAUGCCAGCGCCUCGUCCUUGUAUACUUUUCUCACCGUUGGGUACCUCAACACCACGAUCGAUGAACUCCACACAGCUUUGUUCGCCACAACAUCCGUCGACGACCAGAUCAUGCAUUCGCUGCUCCUGGAAAAGGAGUAUGUCACGUCCCACGUACUCCAGACUCUUUCGGACAUGGCCCCGCUGUCUUUGGACCCGCACCUUCCAGCUUAUUGUGGCGUCAAAUACAUCAAAAUUCGCAUGCCGGCCAGUCAGUUUGGGCUCCAUCCACGGGAAGCUGUCUACUUGGAGUACCUCACCCUUCGCGAAGACAAUACCCUUGCCAGAGUCGUGUACUCGAUCGACAAUUACCUCCCACUCGUCAAAGACCAUCACCGCGCCGUCCUCCGCGAUGUGUGGCUGUUCAUGCCUGCGCCCAAUGGCAAGAUCCAAGUCGUGGCGAAAACCUUCCACGACAUGCAAGGAUCGGCGCCCAAGAUUCUCGGUGACCAGUCGGCACUGAGUUUCUGGCGCGUGUACGAAAAACUCACAUCGUUGUCGUAUAUUCGCCGGUUGCUGUCCGCGGCGGGAACGAUGGGGAACGGCCGUGGCUCCGUGUCGGAUCUCGCGCGAUCGCUUCCCAUCACUCGGGAAUCUUAUCAUCGACCAACAAAUUUUGGCCACAGCAACUUGCGGACGUAUUGCCAAUGCUGCCGGCGGAAGUUCACUCUUUUUCACGGAAAGCGAUUCUGCUGUUCGCAAUGCAGCAUGACGAUGUGCUCCAACUGCCACUUGCGCGUGGUGUAUUCGAUUCAGGCUUCGCCCGACCCCGUCCCUUUCGAUCUGCUGCACUUGACGGCCAUGACGCCCCGCAACGACGUUGUUUGUCUUGCUUGUGUUCAUCGCAGCAAAGAGACUUUCUCUGACUUUGUGAAAGUGAAAACGCCGGAAGUCGACGACGAUGCGUGGGAAGCUGCCCUGGGAAUCCACGCGACAGGUCAUGCCGAGGCAGAUCAACAUCACCACCACCAUGCCCCAUUGCAUGCACCACUCGACAAGGAUGCAGUCAAGCUGCCACCCCAUGCCCACCACGCUCACCAUGGACACGCGGCGCAUCCAAGGCCAGGGUCGCUGCCGGCGCCGGUCACCACGUUGCCUGUCAAAGAAAGCGACUGCGACGUGUUUCAAGAAAUGCGCAAAUCGAUUGCAAUUCAAGAAAGCAUCUUGUCUGCGAUGCGGGCCAGUUGGCAUGGCCACACGGAGCAAGAGAUGUGUGUGCAGCAGCCACACCAUCACCACCAGCGCCCGUCUGAAUUCACCUUUGAACGGGAUAGCGACCGAUUCGAGGAGGUGGUCGAAUAAUUUACGUGAAGGAGCAACCUAUUGCGAAGCUUGCGCCAUUCGCGCGGGACUUGCAGGGACGGAGCACGUUGCCGCCUACGCGACAGCAGCCUCGUGCUAUGCUGCCUUCGCAGCCUGACGACGCAGUGCGAGGGACAUCUCAGGCGUGUGAAAUUGUCUUUAGUAGAAGUACUACUACUACCCUUGGUUCAACUUG